Phytophthora infestans T30-4 is the source of this 1482-nucleotide messenger RNA. RefSeq names its product glutathione reductase. Gene Ontology annotation, cellular component: mitochondrion; cytosol. The transcript has a single exon. The coding region runs from base 1 to 1482 and encodes 493 amino acids. Gene Ontology annotation, biological process: cell redox homeostasis; glutathione metabolic process; cellular response to oxidative stress. Lineage: Eukaryota; Oomycota; Peronosporomycetes; Peronosporales; Peronosporaceae. The record is from RefSeq and is a predicted model, not a curated record. Gene Ontology annotation, molecular function: flavin adenine dinucleotide binding; NADP binding; glutathione-disulfide reductase (NADPH) activity.
AUGAGCACAGACGUGGUGUACGACUACAUGGUGAUCGGCGGUGGCAGCGGCGGCAUGGCCUCUGCACGUCGUGCGGCCACAUAUGGGGCCAAAGUCCUCGUCGUGGAGCGCGGCCGUGAAUUCGACGGCAUGGGACUGGGUGGCACCUGCGUCAACUUUGGCUGUGUGCCCAAGAAGGUCAUGUUCAACGCGGCCGCCCACGUGGAGCACCUGAACCGCAACAAGGACUACAGUAUCAACACGGCCAGCAAGGACUUUGAGUUUGGCGACUUCGAUUGGGCCAACAUGAAGACCAAACGUGACGCGUAUAUUAAACGUCUCAAUGGUAUCUACGAGCGUAAUUUGGGCAACGCCAAGGUGGACCACGUCCAGGGAAUCGCUAAGCUUGUGGCCAAGGACAAGAUCGAGGUGGCCGGCCAGGUGUACACCGGUAAGCACGUUCUGGUAGCUCCUGGAGGCACACCGACCGUCCCGGACCUUCCGGGAAUGGAACACGUCAUCGACAGUGACGGGUUCUUCAAACUGGAGCAACAGCCCAAGAAGGUGGCCGUCGUGGGGGCCGGCUACAUCGCUGUGGAGCUGGCCGGCAUCUUUAAUGUCCUGAAGAGCGACACGACGCUCUUCUGUCGCUUCGACCAGGUGUUGCGUAAGUUCGACCCCAUUGUGCGCGACUUGGUCAACGAAGAGAUGGAGAAGGCUGGCGUUAACUUUGUACGCAACUCCCGCGCAGUCCGCGUGGAGAAACAGGACAACGGCAAGCUCACGUACGUCGUGACAGUGGACGGAGAGGAGCAGAAGUUCACGGACUUUGACUCGAUCGUGUAUGCGAUCGGCCGCUCGCCACGUACCAAGGAUUUGGGCCUGGAAGAGGUCGGCGUGAAGCUCGCGGAGGGAGGAUUCAUCGAGGUGGACGCCCAGGAGAACACGUCGGUGGCCGGUGUGUACGCGAUCGGUGACGCUACGGUGACCGGCUGGGAGCUGACGCCCGUGGCCAUCGCGGCCGGCCGUCGUCUGUCUGAUCGUCUCUUUGGCGGCGAGAAGGACGCGUGUUUGAACUACCACCAGAUCCCUACAGUCAUCUUCAGCCAUCCUCCUAUUGGCACGAUUGGCUACACUGAGCCUGAGGCCAUCGCCAAGUACGGCGAGGAGAACGUCAAGGUGUACUCGAGUAAGUUUGUCAACUUGAUCCACUCGAUGGCCGACCCGGAGCGUAAGGGCAAGACGGCCAUGAAGCUGGUGACGGUCGGAGACAAGGAGACGGUCGUGGGUGUCCAUGUGGCCGGAGAAGGCGCCGACGAGAUGAUCCAGGGCUUCGGAGUGGCCGUCAAGAUGAACGCCACCAAGGCUGACUUCGACAACAUCGUGGCCAUUCACCCGACGGCUGCCGAGGAGCUCGUGACGAUGGCCCCGUGGGGAAUGAUCAAGGACAAGAUCGUGCUGUCCCCCGAACCAGCUCGUUCUGCACCCACCCCCAAGCAGUAG